AUGGGUGGUAUGGGCAAGACCGAGAUUGCGCAAGAGUUUGCGAUUCGCUACCGAGAAGAAUUCGAUGCCAUCUUUUGGGUCCAAGCUGAUGAGAUCGCCAAGAUCAAUCAAAGUUAUCAACGUAUAUCCACUGAGCUUGGUUUGGAGAAAUCCUCCGAGAGUCACAGUGAAGUCGUCAGCAGAGAAUUAGUCAAAGGAUGGUUGUCGAACCCAUGGAGAGACCAUACCGCAGGAGAGAGUUUCAACCCUUCCUCUGAAGUCAACUGGCUUAUCAUUUUUGAUAAUGCUGACGAUCCCAUGAUUUUGACCGAUUAUUGGCCUCAGGGUAGUGGUGCUGUACUGAUUACCAGCCGCGACCCUCUCACCAAGACUCUUUUCUCUGCGCGUACUUCUGGAAUUGACCUCGGGCCUUUGUCUGACGAAGCCGGAGCAUCUUUGUUUCUUCUUCUAACUGGAGCAGAUGCUGAAGAAGACGGUGAGCAGAUGGCGAGACGUAACACGCAGCUACUGGGAGGCGUACCUCUAGCCAUCUCACAGAUGGCUGGUAUCAUACGACGGCAAGACCUCAGCUUGAACGAGUUCCAUGACUUGUACACUGACGCAGCAGAACAUCUCGACCUAUACGACACCAGAACUGGUGACGCGUCUACUAGAGGCUAUGCUCACAGCAUUUCCACAGUAUGGGCCAUCGAAAAGUUGAACCCUGUCUCAAGGAAGCUUCUGGAAUUAAUCACAUUCUUGGAUGCGGAUCGCAUACCGGAGUAUCUCUUAAUCGAAGCUUCAGUCCUGAUCUUUGCGACAGAAGUCAACUUCAAGAAGAGCCUGUAUCGAGAUACGCGCACUGAACUCAUACAAUCGUCUCUGGUCAAAAGAAACAAGCAAAAGCAGGAGUUGUCCUACGAGCAAAGAUGA
Molecule: messenger RNA, 912 nt
Organism: Parastagonospora nodorum SN15
Lineage: Eukaryota; Fungi; Ascomycota; Dothideomycetes; Pleosporales; Phaeosphaeriaceae
Exons: 2
Coding region: 1-912 (303 amino acids)
Molecular function (GO): ADP binding
Source: RefSeq, a predicted model, not a curated record